Messenger RNA from Penicillium brevicompactum, 444 nucleotides. RefSeq lists its product as uncharacterized. Bases 1 to 444 code for a protein of 147 amino acids. The record is from RefSeq and is a predicted model, not a curated record. NCBI's taxonomy places the organism in Eukaryota, Fungi, Ascomycota, Eurotiomycetes, Eurotiales, Aspergillaceae. The transcript has 2 exons. Gene Ontology annotation, molecular function: fatty-acyl-CoA binding.
AUGGCCGAUAUCACCCCCUUCAUCACCGUCCUGGAAGCUGCCCAGAAGAAGGAGAAGUUCACUGCGGAGGUACAGACCGCUGCCGAGGGCAUCGAUGUCGAAGUCCUGAAGGCCGCCUUCGCCAAGGUCUCCGAGCAGGGCGAGUUCGAGAAGCUCGACGAUGCCGCUGAGGCCGAGACCCUCCAGAAGGCCUUCGAGUUCGCCGCCAAGGCCGUUAUGAUGCUGCAGAAGCCCCCCGGUCUCCUGGAGAAGAAGGACCUGUACAUCUACUUCAAGGUCAGCAAGGGCGAAGCUAUGGAGCAGCCCGGCAGGUUCGAACUCCAGAAGAAGCAGCUCUUCGGCGCCUGGGAAUCCGUCAAGGACUACAGCGUCGCCAAGGCAAACCAGCGCUACAUCGAGCACGUCAACAACUUGAUUGUCAAGUACGGCACCGUCGACAACUAA